UGCAUAUCACCUAUCUACCUCCUUACCAGGUAGAUACCUACCUACCUAGGUACCUACCAGAAGCCUCUCUUAUCCCUCCCUACUCUCCAGCCACCUUUCACUUCUCUCCUGUUCCAGAUUCAGAUUUCUUCCAGUUACUACCGUCAAACUUCAAAUUUUCUUCGCUCCAGGCAAACAAACAAACACCACAAUGACUACCCAAGGUGGAGAUGACACCGUACCUCUCCCCGCUCUUCCGCCCCAACAACUUUCAACAUCUUCCAAAGUCCCCUCCAAGCUUCCCGCCAUCGCCGCGUUACCUGGCCUCGACGAUGCCUCGCUGAUCGGGACACUCGACCUUUUAUUCGAAGCCUCGCCCGACCUGCAUGCCCUCGCUGUCCCCGUGGCCCGUUCCAUGACAUUCACCUCCUAUCGAGACCUCAUCGAGUCCAUACGGUCCACUCUGCUUUCUGUCCAAGCGACUGUGCAUGCCGACCCCGUUGCCCGAAAACCUUUGCUUGGAAUUCUGGCCGCCCACCCUCGUCUGGGAGAAAGGAAGCAGCCCGUCAGCGACCAGAGCAAGGCUGAGCAAGCCAGUCUUCAAGGAGAGGCCGAGAAGUUGGCCACACUAAAUGCUGAAUACGAAGCUAAAUUUCCCGGCAUGAGGUAUGUCGUCUUCGUCAAUGGACGGAGCAGGGAUAUUAUCAUGGAGAAUAUGCGCGCAAGGAUCGAUAGGGGUGAUAUGAACGCCGAGGAGCAAGAUGCAAUAAACGCAAUGUGCGAUAUUGCACACGAUAGGGCGAUUAAAUUAAAUAAAAUUUAAUUUUUUCAAAAUUAGAAACGUUAUUAUAAUAUAAUAUAAGUAAAACAAUAUAACAAAUUUAAAAAUAAUAUAUUAAAUCCAAAGAAGGAGA
Pyricularia oryzae 70-15 is the source of this 893-nucleotide messenger RNA. RefSeq lists its product as uncharacterized. The record is from RefSeq and is a predicted model, not a curated record. Lineage: Eukaryota; Fungi; Ascomycota; Sordariomycetes; Magnaporthales; Pyriculariaceae. The transcript has 2 exons. The coding region runs from base 191 to 802 and encodes 203 amino acids.